AUGCCAAGGUCCUCUUCAUCAAGACCGUUGUCCAUAGGUGGCGCCAUUUCUACUGUUUCGUCUCCUUUACGCAAUAGCUUCGUCGAUGUCAGUUGCCGUUCUCCAAUUAACCCCCGGCGGCCAGGCCGGCCAACACACAAAAACGAAGUUGCCUCCGGGCCUAAUGGUCUCUUUCUCAAUACAGCAGAAUCACGUUAUGCUACAUUCAAUAGCUCGACAUAUCUUAGCACACCCCGGUCCUUUCCGAUAGCGUCACCCAGAAAAUCUCAUUCAAGCAUAUACUCCCCUAAAUAUAAUGACGAUGACCAGCUUUCUUCCAGUACCACACUAGUGUCACCAUACAGCACCAAUACCUUACCUCUCACGCCAAACUACAACCCACCAUCCUCAUCUGGGAAGCUUGGUACUUUUUCCGCCAUCAACAUAAUUCUUGGAAAGACGAUCGGAGUAGGGAUAUACUCUAUUCCAAGCUCAAUCUUCAACUCUGUCGGCUCCGUUGGUGCCUCGAUUACACUAUGGAUACUUGGUUCCGCCAUCUCCUUUUGUGGUUUGGCGGUAUAUCUUGAUCUUGGGACAGCUAUUCCACGCUCAGGCGGCGAGCGAAUAUAUCUGGAACGCAUUUUCAGGAAGCCUCAUAUGCUAGCUACUUGCAUGUUUAUGUCAUACGUUGUACUUUUGGGCUUUAGCACCCCGAAUUGCAUCGUUCUAGGCGAGUAUGUCAUGUACGCACUGCAAAUAGAAGUCAAUCGCUGGAAUGUUCGGAGUGUGGCAGUGGCCGUCAUCACUCUUAUAUGUUUCAUUCACGCCCGGUAUAAAAAGCUUGGGCUGCGCAUAAUCAAUAUCCUCGGCGUCGGCAAGAUGGCAAUCCUCGUGAUUGUAAUCCUCUCUGGGGUCGCGGGGAUCAUCAUGGGCGUGGGCUCUGAAUACUCGCCUUUGGCUUUGACUGCUCGGCGUCUCAGGCCAGAUAGUUAUUCAUCACUCUCAGAGGGUGAUGGACAUCUUACGACAGCCCAAAGGAACUUUUCCAAUCUCUUCGAAGGGUCAUCUACACAACCACAUGACUACGCCACGGCCCUCCUCAAAAUUCUCUACUGCUUUCGCGGUUACAGCACAGCGAACCAGGUCCUCUCUUCAGUCCGAAAUCCAAUCCCUACUUUGAAACGGGCCGCGCCAAUUGCGCUGUUACUAGUAUCAGCUGCAUACAUCUUGGCCAACAUUGCUUAUUUUGCCGUUGUAUCGCGCGAAGAUUUCCGGAGCAGCGGGGUUCUAAUUGCAGGUUAUUUCUUCCGGAAUAUCUUUGGUGAGCAAGUAGGGGGUAACAUCCUACCCUUAUUCAUCAUUAUAUCUGCAUUUGGAAACAUUGCGGCGACGUCCUUUGCCCAAGCUUGCGUCAAUAUGGAACUAGGACGGGACGGUCUCCUUCCCUUCUCGCGGUUCUUCAAACACUCGAUCUCCCUUUCCAGCAUUCUGGGGAAAACUGGUUCUUCUUCCAACGAGAAAGACCAGCUACAAGAAGAAGAUGCCACCCCAGGCCUCAUCCUUCACUGGCUUGUCUCCAUUCUCGUCAUCAUCCUUCCCCCACCCGGCGAGAUUUACAACUUCCUGGUGGACAUCGGCGGCUACCCUGUCUCGGUGAUCUCGGUCUCCAUCUCCGUCGGUCUUCUUUACCUCCAGCUCAACCCCUCAGAAAACUGGAAAGGUCACGAAGGGUACGAAUCCAAAAAGAUAUACACCGCCGUGUUCGCGGCGAGUAAUGUGCUCUUGCUUGUAUUGCCGUGGAUCAAACCUAACGGGGGCGUCGAAGGGCGGGAGGGUUUGGGUGGUGGUGAGAGAUUUAAGUGGUAUGCAUAUCCCUCUACUGGUUUGGGGAUUUUGGGCCUUGGGGUCUUGUAUUGGGUGUGGUGGAGUAAGAUCAAGCCGAGGGUCUGUGGUGGUUUGGCGGGAGGAAGGUCUUGGUUGCGAGGUCACCAGAAGCGGGAUUCGGGUGGUGAGGAUGUGCCUAUGAUGAAUUUUGAGUUUAAUGGAGGUGAGGAUGGUGAUGAGGAUCGACUGGCGGAAUCAAUUCUCGACGAGGACUUAGAUGAGGCCUCCGGAAUAAGGAAACGGGCCCCAUGUGGGUGUCCAAUACCUCACUCGGCGAAUCCCAAAGAGAGUGGAUCGUCAUAA
Venustampulla echinocandica is the source of this 2166-nucleotide messenger RNA. RefSeq names its product putative high-affinity methionine permease protein. Gene Ontology annotation, cellular component: membrane. Gene Ontology annotation, biological process: amino acid transmembrane transport. Gene Ontology annotation, molecular function: L-amino acid transmembrane transporter activity. The transcript has a single exon. NCBI's taxonomy places the organism in Eukaryota, Fungi, Ascomycota, Leotiomycetes, Helotiales, Pleuroascaceae. The record is from RefSeq and is a predicted model, not a curated record. The coding region runs from base 1 to 2166 and encodes 721 amino acids.